UAAAGAAAAAGAUGAAAGAGUGAAGGCUGUCCUUUUCCUUGUAAUCUGUUUUCAUCAACAAAUAUGACUGAAGAGGAAAUUACGCCGGGAUUGAUAGGUCUGAACUUAAAUAUUAUCCAUGCUCUAGAUAUGCAUAUGAUUGAGGAUGCAAAGCAUAAUAUCUACAAAUUGAUUGAAAAAGAGCAUUCCACUCUAAUGAAUGUUCACAAAAACAUGGUUGCAUUAUUCAAAAUGAAAAUUCCAAGAGAAAGACGAGAGGCUAGACUUGAGUUAGAACAAAUAGUAGAAGAGUUCCCGGAUCAUCUUAAUGCUUUGGCUGAUUUAGAGCACAUCUAUAGAGAAUUACACAGAAUAACAGACGCCGAAAAAUGUCGUAAAACUAUUGAACGCAAUCUAAAUGGAAAAACGCUGAAUUCUCUACAAAAUCAGAGAAUGUGUUUGCUUGAGCAAGGGUAUGCAAUUUUAAUUGAGCGAACAUUGAUCAAUGAAAGGACAGUUGAACUGAGAAUUACGGACUUGCAUAAGAUGCUGAAUACUGAGUACGAAAGAAGCGAAGGUAAGAGGAGAGAAUGUUUAGAACGCAGUCUUCACCAUCAAAUGCAAGUUUUACGAAAUGUACAAAACGCAAAUGAAGAUGAGAAAGUAGAUGGCCAUAUACUCCGGAAGGGUUCUAGUCUCCAAAAAUUUCAAAUGGCGGAUGAAUUAUCAACAAAUCCCUUACCCCACGUAGUUUGGAUUUUUUACUUUGCAAAAGCAUUAAAUCAAUAUUAUGACUCUUUAGAAUAUAUUUCUAAAUUAAAAGAUGGUAUGAAAGAUGAGAUGAGGUCAGUAACAUUAAAGGCCAUAGAUAAAUUUUGGUUCAUAACCCAACAACCUGUCCAGGAAGACAUGGAAACGUUUGUAGCAAGAUCAUAUGCAUACAUAGGACAAAUAUUAAUGAAACGGAAGAGUCUCAUUAAUUCAUAUUCUACUGUUCCUGAAUUGCUGAAAAUUCCUGAACUCCAAAAGAUAUUGAACGAUCCUCUUCAAGCCUCCAAAAAAGCAUAUGAACUAAAGCCUGAUGAUGUAACAGUACUUAAUAGAUAUGGCAGAACCCUAUGGAACUGUGUUCUCCAAACGGACAGCAUGGAAAAUAAACUUCUACAACUUUAUAAAUCUGAGGAAAUUCUUUCUGUAUCUAUCGACAAAGAUGCACAAAGAAACUGGUUUGCCUAUUCUUCAAGAAUGAUUGUGAGAAAAGAUAUUGCUAGCUUUGAAAAGGAAGAGAGAAUUGUCGAAGAAUACUUAAAGAAAGCAAAAUCAGAUGGACAUACCUGCUUCAAAUCGAAAACCACACGAAAAGAUAUGACUGUACUGGCAGAAGUGUGUCAGAAACUAGCAAAGUUUCCCAAUACAAACGAGUGUGGUCCUGAGUUUGUACGCGAUCCUGAUUAUUUACACCAAUCGUUAGACUAUCUGUUUUAUUCUACAUACUUAGGCGAUCCGCCAGAAUAUCACUGGACUCAAAGAACAGCCUCAUGUCUCUUUGAUCUUGGCGAGUAUGAUCAAGCUAUUGAAUGGCAGAGAAAAGCCUGGUUUCUCUCCAAAAUAACUUUUUCGUACGCUUUUGAUACGUUGUGUAUAUAUAUGCUUACCAUUUUUGAGAGAAAAACUUUAUCGGAGAAACUUGAUCAUCCCAUUUUCAGAGAAUUUUUAUAUAUUUUGAUAUAUGGUGAAAAUAAGUACAAGGAUAUAACAAGAAAUCUUGAAGGAUUAUACAAAAAAAGGAAAACAGAAAUGCAUCAGUUUUUAAAAGAAGUUAUGAAACUUGACCCAAUAAGAACAGACGAGAAAAGAAUACUUCAAAAAUGUUUGGACGUUUUCAUUACAUUAUCGAAUAAUCAAAGUAAUCUCAGUCGUGAAUUUAUGCAGCUGAAGUCAAAACUUCAAGAAAUUGUUCCUGAAAAAGAAAUGGAGUUUGUAUUGUCCGAAAUAUUUAAGAACCCAUCUGUAAAGCCACUUGAGACUGGAUCGAAAGCCUUAUCAUCGUCUUUCAAGUAUGAUUUCUUUGUAUCUCAUAGCCAUUUAGAUGGUAGUUGGGUUGACAACAUUCUUCUCCGAAAUUUAGAGAGCAAGUUUGAUGAGAGCGACGUUGCUUUUAGAGGUUGCAUUGCUGAUAGGGAUUUUACACCUGGCAUUUCUGUCCUAAACAAUAUUUUAGAGGCCAUUCGUGAAAGUAAUAAGGUUAUUCUCGUGAUAUCUAAAAGUUUUGUGUCCAGUAACUGGUGCCAGUAUGAAGCAGAUCAAGCAGUCAUUCGAUCUCUGAAAUCUAAAGCUGACAACUGCGUUAUUCCAGUUCUCUUAGAAGAUUGCGAAAUACCAGAUAAAAUUGCAAAUUUGAAUUAUGUAAAUUUAUCAACAGAGACCGAUUUCAGAAGAGAGGUUGGACGAUUGAAAUUGGCCUUACUGCCAGACGACAAGUAGAUAAUACUACCAGACAACAAGUAGAUAACAUUUAGACGUUUAGUACAUCUGU
This is a messenger RNA of Mytilus trossulus (common blue mussel), 2515 nucleotides long. RefSeq lists its product as uncharacterized. NCBI's taxonomy places the organism in Eukaryota, Metazoa, Mollusca, Bivalvia, Mytilida, Mytilidae. The coding region runs from base 64 to 2463 and encodes 799 amino acids. Gene Ontology annotation, biological process: signal transduction. The record is from RefSeq and is a predicted model, not a curated record. The transcript has 2 exons.